Messenger RNA from Anguilla rostrata (American eel), 956 nucleotides. RefSeq names its product olfactory receptor 1E16-like. The coding region runs from base 3 to 956 and encodes 317 amino acids. The record is from RefSeq and is a predicted model, not a curated record. Gene Ontology annotation, molecular function: G protein-coupled receptor activity; odorant binding; olfactory receptor activity. Gene Ontology annotation, cellular component: membrane. NCBI's taxonomy places the organism in Eukaryota, Metazoa, Chordata, Actinopteri, Anguilliformes, Anguillidae. The transcript has a single exon. Gene Ontology annotation, biological process: detection of chemical stimulus involved in sensory perception of smell; G protein-coupled receptor signaling pathway.
CCAUGGAGAAUGUGUCAGCUGUGACAUCCUUCAUAAUGACAGCAUACAUUGAACUGGAAGCUUAUAGAUAUUUAUACUUCCUGUGUUUCCUUAUUUUAUACAUUCUAAUAUUAUUGUUCAAUUCUGUUUUAAUUUUGGCAAUUUACACUGCAAAAGGUCUGCAUGAACCUAUGUAUUUGUUUAUAUGUAACUUAGCAGUGAAUGGACUGUAUGGUAGCACAGUUUUAUUACCAUCAAUGCUUGGCCAUUUGUCAUCUCAGAAUUAUGAAAGAUCUCUGACCCAUUGUCUGUUACAGAUAUACUGCUUAUUCCUGUAUGGUAUAGUUGAAUUUACUAUUUUAACAGUGAUGAGCUAUGACCGUUAUGUUGCUAUCUGUCACCCAUUACACUAUCACCUCCUCAUGUCCCCUAGAAAGGUUACUGCAGCCAUUGUAUUAUCCUGGGUUGUUCCCUGUGUUUACUUUGCCCUUUAUUUCAUAUUAACAACUGCCCAACUGUCAUUCUGUGACAGGAAUAUAGAAAAAGUGUAUUGUUCAAAUUUUCAUUUACAGAAAUUGUCUUGUUUUGACACGAGUGUUGACAACAUUGUUGGAAUGGCGUUAAUUAUAGUGUGUCCUGGUCUGCCGAUUAUCCUGAUACUAUUUUCCUACGCACAAAUACUCAGAAUCUGCCUCUUUGCUUCUAAGGAAUCUCAAAUGAAAGCUCUUCAAACAUGCACGCCACACUUAGUGACUGUGAUGAACUAUUCUGUGGGAGUCUUAUUUGAGCUUGUGGAGAGUUCAUUUAACAUGAGUAACAUCCCACACAAAGCUCGCAUAUUCCUGUCUCUUUACUUUCUGAUAAUUCCGCCAUUGCUUAAUCCGGUCAUUUAUGGAAUGAGCAUUCACACCAUAAGAGUUCAGAUUUUCAAGUUGUUCCUUGCUAAAGAAAAAGUAAAUUCUCUCAACUCUAGGUGA